Messenger RNA from Closterium sp. Naga37s-1, 251 nucleotides. Lineage: Eukaryota; Viridiplantae; Streptophyta; Zygnematophyceae; Desmidiales; Closteriaceae. The record is from the annotation of a GenBank genome assembly.
CUCCCCACCAUCCUCCGCCCUGCUCUCUCCCCGGCAUCUGCCCCCGUUCUCCCCCAUCAGACUUCCCUGUGUAUGGUGGAUCGCGCAUAGGGAUAGUGGUCGGUGGAGUAAGACGUGGACAAGCACAGGGUGAAGGCAGGAUGGGGCCGUGGCAAAGAAUGGAGAUGGGCAGAGCCAGCAGGAUGCCGCGGCGGGUAGAUGCGGUAGGGGGCACGCAGUCUAGCAGGAGUGCUGGCCUCAUCUGGCUGUAG